This is a messenger RNA of Punica granatum (pomegranate), 1177 nucleotides long. The record is from RefSeq and is a predicted model, not a curated record. Lineage: Eukaryota; Viridiplantae; Streptophyta; Magnoliopsida; Myrtales; Lythraceae.
UUCUUCAAGAAAUCGUCAUUAGGGUUCAUAUAACAUAUGGGGAGUAACACUGAGCUUCAUUUUCUGUGGCUAUGGCGGAUUUUGUUGCUUAUGAUCGGCGUGGCUGGCACAAGUACGGUGAAGGGAGUUGAUGGACGAGGAAAUGCAGGUUGGCUUCAAGGCCACGCCACCUUCUACGGGGCCGACCAAAGUCCCGCUGCUAUGGGAGGGGCGUGUGGCUACGAUAACACAUUCCAUGCAGGCUUUGGGGCACACACGACGGCAUUGAGCACGGUGCUCUUCAGGGGUGGGGAGGCCUGUGGCGGCUGCUACCAAGUGGCAUGUGAUUACCAUCUUGACCCUAAGUGGUGCCUUAGGGCUGCUUCCGUCACCGUCACCGCCACCAAUUUCUGCCCUCCGAAUAACAACGGAGGAUGGUGUGACCCACCGCGUCAACAUUUCGAUAUGUCCGUGGCCGCUUUUCUGAGGAUUGCAAGGCCAGGCAAUGAAGGCAUCGUUCCCAUAAUAUAUAGAAGGGCAUCGUGCAAAAGAAGAGGUGGGUUGCAUUUCACCCUCAAAGGCCAAUCCAAUUUUCACAUGGUGAUGAUCUCGAAUGUCGGUGGCAGCGGAGAUGUUAAGGCCGUAUCGGUGAGGGGGUCGAGGACAAGGACGUGGGUGCCCAUGCACCGGAACUGGGGAGCGAACUGGCAGAGCAGCAUCGACCUUCGAGGUCAGAGAUUGUCUUUCAGGCUCACCCUAGUUGACGGGAUGACAAUGGAGUUUCUCAACAUCAUCCCAUCAUCAUGGAAGUUUGGCCAGACGUAUUCGUCGCGAUCUCAGUUCUCGUAAAAAGGCACACGGGAAAGGGGCUUCCUUUUCUUGGAUAAGUUGGUGAAUUUCAUUAGGCGAUAAGAGAAUAUAAAAGCCACUCAUCCAAGUACAAGGGAAGGCACUUCUUUGAUUAUAUAUACGGAAACCUAAUUUAUCCUUUUUGUUUGUUUUCGGUGAUCACAUAUAUAGAGAUUUGAAUGCCAAUAAUAUGGUUUCGUUGGGGAUGGUAUUAUUUUUGAAUUUGCCAUCUCCUAGCUCUAAUAUGUAGUUACAGGCACGAGUUUAUCUUGUAACUCAUAUAUAUAUAUAUAUAUAUUGUAUACCUCCCGAACUAAAAAAUAGGAGAUAUCAAUGUGCUUUUAAUGGA